Symbiodinium sp. CCMP2456 is the source of this 642-nucleotide messenger RNA. The record is from the annotation of a GenBank genome assembly. Lineage: Eukaryota; Dinophyceae; Suessiales; Symbiodiniaceae.
GCCUGGCCAGACUUGGAAUUUGCGGAAGUCUGCGAUUUGUGCCAUGCCAACUCCGGCUUCAAAUCCAAGUUCAUGGAGGCAAGCGAGCGCUGGAAGGUUAUCUGCCAGCACAACGAAAUGCAGCAGGUGCCGGUUUUUUUGGACGACGCGGGAGUGGUUGAGAAGAACCGGUCCUGCGGCACAUCCAUCUACAUGGAUGUAGGGGUCCUCACUGAGUCCGAAGUCAUUGGCACCUUUGGAGCUAGCCCGCAGUCCCUGAGCAUGACUCCUCUGGACACAGAGAAGCAGCCUGUGGAUCUGCGCAACGAGGAGGGCAUGCCCUUCAAAGAGAAGGUCUUCAUCAUUGGCUUGCCCCCCGACUGGGCGAACUUAAGGAAAGGGAUGCCGGCGGCGGACAUCCUAGCCUGCCGGAAAAUGCGGCUGUACCACCAGCUGGAGCACAGCUACCACAGCAUCCUCUUCGACUCGCACACACAGUUGCACAGUGAGCAAGGCGCCCGGGUUUUCGGUUAUGCGAAGCAGGAGGAGGUGAAGCAGAGACCCAAGAUCGUCCAGGGCGCCUGCCGUGGCCAGAAGCAGCACCAGCUGAUGCAGUACGCGGAUGUGUCUAAGAAGGCCGAGGACGUGCUGCAGAGAAUGUAA